ACCAGUCUACCACCACUCCCCGCGUCUUACUAUAUACCACUAGUCGUCCGUCGUCUCGCAACAAGAAACUACAUUGAAAUAACAAAAAUAAAAAACAAAAUCAACUGUCAUCUCGCGCGCCGGAUUGCCAAAAACCGCGCACAUUUCAGCCAAAUACACGACCUCAGUGAUGUGCCUUAAUUAAGUGAUUCACAGUGACCCGUUUCGGUUUCAUCCGAUUUGUGCUAAUCGGAAAAUUCGUAAUUUACGUGUAAUUGCUUUCUAACAAUAGGAUGCAAAAAAGGAAAUUAUUAUCAGACGAUCAGAUGCAAAUUAUCACGCGAGUCCCCUAGAGAUAAAGCGAGAUAGGAGAUAUCGUUGUCACUAUCGUUACACUAAGUUGAUAGACCGUAUCGCUUCUUCGCUGUCGUUUCUAUCAGCUGAUUUACACAGCACGUUUCAGAAUUAGUGAAAAAUGCAUUUACAUGGCGCGUCAUAGUAAAUUCUGUUGCUGACUCAGAGUGUAAACCGCGCAGUCGCGAAACAGACAUCGACAAUUUUUUCCGACAUUUUCGAACGAUAGAAAUCUUGCCGCCUAAAUAUAUUAUUUUUUGUGACGUCCAUCUUGUGCCUUAUGUUGUGUUAGAGUGAGAUGGUGUCAUAGUGUUAUGAUGGAAAGAAAAGUGGAAAGGCGGGUGCAAUGGGCUUCAGAACUGCACUCGGAGUACCGCAGCACGUACAGAUGGCACGAGUACAAGGAGCAACAGCAGCAGUCCGGCGUGGUCAAGCAGCCAGCGCCCGCGCCGCCCUCCGCACUGCCCAUAGCCAGAGGCGUAAUCGAACCAGCACUGCCACGUCGUAAAAAGUAUCCAGGGGUCGCGUACAAAACCAAUGAGUUCUUUGAUCCGGCGCCUUCUGAUGAGAUCAGACCACAGCAGAACGCCACCUUAGACCGCGCCCGAAGCGCACAGAGGAAUGACUCGGAACGCGCCGGUCGGCGUAGUAAAUCUGAGGGACCACGCCAGCCGCGAUGGACUGACACUGUCGAACCUAAGGCAACCACAGCCUUAGGCGAAGUGUUAGCGGCAAAAGAACCAGAACCGGUAAACGUGAGCACGGAGUAUCGCAACCAGUUUGCAUGGCCUAAAGACACCACUGAUGCACCAAGGAAGAGCAUCUCUAUGGGAGCGCUGAAGAAGGCUGCCGCGGCCGAAGGUUCAGUUGAAGCACAGCCACUAAUGAACCACGUGGAUGGUGAGGACGACCACAAGAGAUACAUCGAAGACUAUUUGUGGAACGGGCAGAAGCCCGCCGUACAGAGAAAAUCGACGUUCCGUAGCGCGCUAUCGGCCCUCAUAUACAAUGGAGAGGAUCGUUCCAAAGAUAGGAAACGUUACAAAAGCGAGUACAAAAAGAAAUUUAGACCGUUCUCUCAAUACGUGUACGAGGCGUCUAAAGGGACAUUUACGAAAUGCAGGGGUAAAGGGAAGUCGAAUGAGGAGGCGAGCGAGAGGUUGGUGGGCGAGAGCGAGGGGGGUGGGGCUAGUGGGGUCCGGGGGGUGGGGGCCAAAGCCGCCGGCGCCUCUAAGGCUGCCGGAGAGGACAGCGAGAGCACGCUGCGCGCUGCCGGCCUGCAGCCACUCGGGCUGCCGCAGGGAGACUCCUGGUACCGCGAGGUGAUGGACUUGCGCAAGCGUGCCGGCGAGUACAAGUACCGCGGCUGGGGAACCGAGCUGGCUCCAGAGCACAUCACACAGCUUUACAAUAAGCAGAUCGAGCUCUGGUACCAAGUAUCUCGCCGGUCCUCCCUCUCAGCGCUAUCACUCGCUUCCACUAAUCACAAGGCUUUGCCUCGUGAUGAAAAGGAUGGCAAGGAUUCCAAGAGCCAUUCUCCAAAGAAGUUCAGGUCGUUCCGCUCUGCACCGCACCAGUCCAUACACGCCAAGCUUCAAGAGACUAAAGCAUUGGAGCGUUCGCCGCAUAAGACAUCGCCACAGAAGCAAAGGAAGAAGCUUCAAGGCCAUAGCUUCGAUGAAGGCGCGGCCCAAGAAGGAGUUAAAACUGAAGGAGCCUACCGAUCUCCAAGGCGGCGGCCUCGCUCGGCUGACCCGGCACCCGUUACUACAAGACAUCUGCCCAAUGGACACGAGGCACAUCCUCGACCUGCCAAGCCUACCGGUUUGCCGUUAAGUAGGGGCAGUAGUAAUAGAGUUAGGUCAUCGUCGAGAGGCGGAAGGUCGCCUUCCGCGCCUCCAAAAUCUGGGCCUGGAACGAAUGGGACAGUGGAAGCCAAUGCCCUAGAGCAGAACAAAAGGAGUCGCAGCGUCUCUAAAGUGGGGAUAAAAUUGGAAGACGAUAUCCAGGCUCACCGCAGUGCAUCUGUCGCUAAGGACCACUUCUUCGACGACUCCCCAGUGGUUAAAUCGCCCCCGGAGCCCACCCGUGUCAAGUCCCCUGAACAGAUGAACAUGCGCUCCCCUGAUCCUGUCAACUGGACUGUGCCACUUGACACUGGCAAGACAUUCACUGUGACACAGAAUGUCAAAAGCGAGAUCGCUCCAAUCCAUCAUCAGCAAAUGUCGCCAAUCCGUUCGCUGAAAAAGAGUGAGUCGCCAACAAGUUUGAGCAAACGCGUGGAUAAAACUCCCACUACACCAAUUAGCUUGACUCCCAUAGAUGAGACUAAAGCUCUGGAUUUAAACAAGGUGAAUGGCGUCAACGGGAUCAAUAGCAACCAGCUGACACCUGAAACACCUAUUAAAGAAAUUAUUAAAGAAAAAGAAGUAAUCAAGAAAUCUACUGAAGCCACUCAGGUGGCGCCAGGAGUGGUUGACACAACGCUAAUAAACGAUACAUCGAGCACGGGUGGAUUGACAGCGGCUGAGGUAUUAGACCGUGCCCGAUCCAGGUUUGAUAAGUUCUGGGGAAAAAAGGAGGAUGAUGUGUAAUCUAACAGUUGAAGCGUCAAUUGACAAGAACACGUAAAAUUCGAGGGACAUUCUGUCUCCCUGAAUGUGUAUGUCAAUGAAGGAGACAGCAUGUGGAUUCGAUACAGUUGUUCACACAAUGCAUUUAAUAAAGUAAUGAGCUAUUCUCCAAUGGUUAUAAAAUCGCAAAAUAAAGUAGGUCGGUGCAUAGCUUCGCUUGUAUAAGAACGAUUACUGUAUUAUUUAUUAUAUAAUGAUCACUGUCUAUUAAAUAGGAGUGUGGUGGCUUGUGAUAGUAGAUACGGUCUGGUCGAAGUAGAAUAGUAAGAUUAAUAUACGUAUUUAUGAAACAAGGAGUUUAUAACUAAAGUUACAUGUGAUGUGGGUUAAAACAAAUUUUUAAGUCCUUUAAAAUUGUCAGAGAUACAUUAACUAUUUAGGGAUUUUCUGGAAUAGGUUCUGGUUUUAAAGAAAAUAUUAAAGAAGGAUGCUGAGAUAUUUUAUUAGGGCAUUAAAAUAUUGUUUUCUUACGCUAAGAUUUUUAUCAAAAAAUCUAAUCAUAUAGUAAGUCUCGUUAUAAACUUCUUGGUAACGAUUAAAAGAUUCGAUGAACGAUGGAUGUUGGUCUUAUACAACAUUAAUUGUAAAAUCAUAGUUAUUAUUAAGUUGCGAAUUAAAUUUGUAUAUUUACUUCAAUCCCAUGUAAGCGCAUAACUAUUGCAAAUAUUCAAAGCAUCAAAUACAUGACGCAACGAAAUAGUAUCAAGCGGCAAAGGUGUCUGUCUAAUUAUUAUUUAAUUCAAUUAUUGAAUAUUACGUAUUUCUACGCAGAUUCAACUUAACAGAAAUAGUGAACAAUCACAAACGUAUUUAGCUUUCUCAGAAAUUUCUUUCUAUUCAUACAUCUCCGUCCAUAGAAAAUACAUGACAGAUAAUUUAAACGCCAAAUGAAGUGGCUAAAUACAUUCAUAGUACAUUACCAUCAAUUUCAUAUUAAAAUAUUUCUUAGUUUCCAAGUCAGAGUCUAAAUCAUAGUUUCGUGAAUUCCAUUGUGGUUGUUUAUUAUUUCAGAAUUGAGAAAACCCUUGCAUUUAGUUUUUGUGUUUGUACGAAGUAGAUACUUUUUAACUAUUUAUAUAUUACAAUGGGCAAUGUAUACUUUCUAAAUGCAUCUGUUAGCCGUCCAACGUAGUAUUUUUUGCGAAAUAAUUACAAAAUAUAUUUUCUCAAAUUAUUUCUACAGCUUUGUAAUCUAUGGAUGAAAAGAUAUAUUUUAUAACAAUCUACAACAUUAUUCUUCGUCUAUUGUAUCUGUGAAUGUUAUUGAUAGAAAUGGCGGGAAAUUGAAAUCAACGGCCAGAAGCCAGCUUAGAUAGUUCUUUAAUAUGUUAUUUGAUUGUAAUUGAUUUAUACGAAUAUUGCUGUAGUGUUUUUAUCGAAAAACUUUGUAGUUACCAAUGGAUAUUUAUCCAGAGCCUUGCCGGAUAUGUUUAUCCAUGUCCGAAUUUAAUGUAUCUUUAUCCGGUACGUAUUGUACAAAAGCAAAUAUAAUAGCCAAAAUAUUGUUGUAUCUAAAAAUUAUUAUCGAAAAAACGGACAGGCUGAAAACAAUUUGCUUCAAAUGUAUGGUAAGGAUUGAACAGAUCCAUGAAUUUAUAACGACCAUAACGCAGUCACAAAAUCAUUUCGAUAAACAUUAUUCAAGACCAAAGAGCCCUUCGCCCAAUAUUCGCGUUACUUCCUUCGCUCAACAAGAAAAUAAUGCCUUUCUCAAAAUGAAACAGUCGAGUCCAUUCUUUUCCUGUUCGCCGCUAAAUAUACUUGUAAAACAAUCGAAUCAUCAGUUUUUGACCUCUGGCACUCGUUUACAUAACGUUCGAGACGAUAAUGAAGAGGAUCUGCAAAUGAAUCCAGGAGAAUCGGAACAGCUUUCGGUUGAUAUGUUUGAAUCUCAAUCUGACUAUGAGGAUGUGGACUUUAAGCGGCCAGAUUAGAAAAUGACUUCAGACGCGAAUAUAAUUAAAAGAGUAAUUGUUAUGAUCCAGCAGACAACUGAUUAAAUUCUUUUGCGUUCUAUGGAAUUCCGUAGAGACAGGGUAACGUUAGAAUUGAUUUAAGUAAUUUUCUGUAGAUAUAAUAAACAUAGGUGCCUAUUGUUUUAUUCAUAGACUAGCUAAAUAUCUUUCAGUUCCACAGACAAUAUAAGUACCUAAUCACAACUUUGAAUUUUUGUAAUUUAAAAUUUCUCUUUAUCCGUAAGAUUAAAAAUUUUAUCGUAUAAGAAAUUUGUUAAUACUAAUUAAUAUUUGUGAAAUUGAUGUUACUUGUAUUAAUAAUAAAUGUCAUUGAAAUUUCAUUUUAGUUUAGGCGUUCAAUACUAAUUGACCUUCGACCGUAAACGUGACCUUAUAAUGCCUAUGAAAAGUCAUGUAACAACCAAUUUAAUCAACCAUAAUUAUUGUGACGGCGUGUCACGCCUACGGAGAAAUGGUUAUGUCUCAGUGCCCAGUAUUAUUUCAAGCAUUGAAUUGUUUUUUUGCGCACAAAAUUUUUUCAAGCUAUUCCUCCUCGACAUUUUUCAUAGCAAGUAAUAGCUUUCCUAAGAAGCUAAGCGUUUGUUUUUUCUGUUGAAAUUACAUCAAAAUGGACACCUUAAUAAACAUUUAAAAAUGG
Molecule: messenger RNA, 5579 nt
Organism: Pieris rapae (cabbage white)
Lineage: Eukaryota; Metazoa; Arthropoda; Insecta; Lepidoptera; Pieridae
Exons: 13
Coding region: 648-2927 (759 amino acids)
Biological process (GO): negative regulation of centriole replication
Molecular function (GO): microtubule binding
Source: RefSeq, a predicted model, not a curated record